UUCUAUUCUUCUUUCACGUAAGCGCUAAACAGUGUAAUGUCUCUAAUCUGGUAUAUAUUUUCUAUUCUAAUAUUCUGCAUCACAACUACUCUUUGUUGUUAUUGGCUCAUAUAUCUGAAGCCCUGCAUGUAGGAGUUUCUCUAUGCCUCCUUAGAACUUUUAUUGGCCUAGACAUUUUAUGUAUCAUUUCUCGAUUUCUACAUGUCAUCCGUCUAUGGGUAUAUCCUAAUCUUUUUCAGUUUUAUCGGAUAUCCCAGAGGCACAAAUUGUUAUCAUUCAUUUACUUUUUCCUUCCUCUUGGUUUCAAAAAGGAAAGUACACAUAUAUAUACUAGUAGACGUCAAGAAGAUGAGGUCUUCUUGCAUUGCCAGGCAAGUAACUAUAUCUUGCUGCUUCUAAUCAUUUUUAAGCUGAGGAAUAAGCUCAUGAACCAACCCUAAUGCAUUCUACACUUAUAUGAAAACCUUGUAUAAUUUUUCUAUUUCCAACAAUGCAGGAUUGAUACAUAUCUGACUAUUGCGGUGAAGCUCCAAGACCUAAGCUGUUUGAGGGGAGCAAUGGUGGAGUCUGAUAACAUUUCGGCUCACCUAAACAAGCCUCUAAACAUGGAAUCACCUGACCCACCAUUUCAAGAGACAUAUAAAACCCUCUUCGACUACUCCACCGGGGCAGCGACAAAGAAUGAAAACGGGCUUGUCAUCGUUGAAGAAUGCGAUCUUCCAUUGAUCGAUCUUGGCAAGCUAAAACUUGGAGAAUCGGAGAAGGAAGAGUGCAAAAGAGAGAUAGCAAAGGCUUCCCAAGAGUGGGGUUUCUUUCAAGUGGUGAACCAUGGAAUUUCGAAUGAGAUUCUUGAGAAGAUGAGAUGUGAACAAGUCAAGGUAUUCAAAAGGCCAUUUCAUGAGAAGAUAAACGAGUCGAGUUUGAGUUUUUCAGCUGGUAGUUACCGUUGGGGAACACCUUCAGCUACUUGCCUGAGACAGUUAUCUUGGUCAGAAGCUUUUCAUGUUCCCUUGGCCGAUGUCUCGCAUUUUGGAGGUCUCACCAUUCUCAGCUCAACAAUGGAACAGUUUGCGACAACAGUUUCCGACCUAGCGCGUAAGUUAGCAGAUAUCUUGGCCGAGAAAAUGGGUCAUCCGUCAGCUUUCUUCAGAGAAAAUUGUUUGCCAAGUACUUGCUAUCUUCGAAUGAAUCGAUAUCUGCCAUGUCAGAUAGCUUCAGAGGUGCUGGGCCUGAUGCCACACACGGAUAGUGACUUCCUUACUAUACUGCAUCAAGACCAGAUUGGAGGGUUGCAAUUAGUGAAGGACGAUAAAUGGAUUGCAGUUAAACCUAAUCCUGAAGCUCUAAUUAUCAAUAUCGGAGACUUAUUUCAGGCAUGGAGCAAUGGUGUUUAUCGGAGCGUCGAACACCGGGUCGUGACGAAUAAGCAAGCGGAGAGGUUCUCUACUGCAUAUUUCUUAUGUCCAUCUUAUGACACUGUGAUUGAGAGUUGCAUUAAGCCAUCUAUCUACAAAAGGUUUAGUUUUAGAGAAUUUAGGCAAAAGGUCCAAGAAGAUGUCAAAACAUUAGGCCACAAAGUAGGUCUUCCAAGGUUUCUUGUAUGAAGACAGUGUAUAUGAACUUCAAUUUUCCAACAAGGAAAUUAAAUUAGCUUUUGCCAAAGGCGAAAAAAAUGG
This is a messenger RNA of Ilex paraguariensis (yerba mate), 1676 nucleotides long. The record is from the annotation of a GenBank genome assembly. NCBI's taxonomy places the organism in Eukaryota, Viridiplantae, Streptophyta, Magnoliopsida, Aquifoliales, Aquifoliaceae.